This is a messenger RNA of Coffea eugenioides, 2077 nucleotides long. Its product is annotated as E3 ubiquitin protein ligase RIE1-like. The record is from RefSeq and is a predicted model, not a curated record. The transcript is spliced from 4 exons. The coding region runs from base 203 to 1285 and encodes 360 amino acids. NCBI's taxonomy places the organism in Eukaryota, Viridiplantae, Streptophyta, Magnoliopsida, Gentianales, Rubiaceae.
AAUCCUCAGUCCUCAGUAGGCCCCCACUUCCCACAGUGCAGCAGAGUCGACCAACAUACCAUAUCUUUGCUCGACUGCUACUGUAACCGUAUCUCUCAAAACAAAACAAAACAAAACUCCACCACCGCCACCGACCGCACCAGCUCUCUCUCAUCGGGCAAAAUAGUAGAUUGCAGCUACCGGAAUUUUAUCAUCCCUAUAAAUGGACCUGGAGAACCAGCAGCAAGGCUUGCUUCUUCUUCAGAAUGGCCACAGCAGCAGCACCAGCAGCUCCAACAAUAACACAAGGGCCCCCACCAAUAUAGCCACCAUAUUCUCCAGACUGACCUCCGCCACCUUGAACCACCACAGGAUUUUCUUCAAUGAUUACGAUGAUGAUGAUGAUGAGGAGGAGGAGGAGAGGGAGGAGAACGAGGAUGACCGUGGCCGUGGCCCAUCACUCCCAGUAGGCCAAGAAUGUCCAUUCUCGAGGCCCUUCGUGAUUCUUGAUUUGAUAUGGAACUUGGGGUUUGUGUUGGUGGCUGCCUUUGUGCUUUUGACUACCGUCACCGAGAGACCCACCACCCCUUUAAGGCUUUGGAUUGGUGGCUAUGCUCUGCAGUGCCUCUUGCAUGUGGGCUUUGUUUGGCUUCACUCUCAAAGCAGCCAUUUUUACAUUCAUCAUUUCCAUGCCUUUCAUCCAUUUUCUCUCCUUUGUCGCCGAGGUUUUGUCAAGAGGCUGGAGUCUAUCAACACAGUUAUUUCAUCCGUCUGGUGGGUGUUUGGAUUCUAUUGGAUAUAUAUGGGUGGAAAGGCACUUUUGCAAGAUUCGCCCCGUCUCUACUGGUUAUCAGUGGUUUUUCUGGCUUUCGAUGUAUUCUUCAUGAUAUUUUGCAUUGCAAUGGCGUUCAUUUUUUUUGUAUUGCUGGCAUGUUGCUUCCCAAUAUUGGCAAGGGUUGCACAUGCUAUGACAGUUGGGGAAGGAGCUUCUGAAAAUGAUAUAAGGACUCUUCCCAAGUAUAGAUAUUGCCUUCCUAAUGCUGCAGGGACUAUCAAUUCUUGUAGAAAGCGAGAAGAAGCUGCUUUACUAGCUCACCUGGGCAGCGGCAACAUCCCUGAGCUUGCCCUCAGUUUGGAGGAUUCUGAAUGCUGCAUAUGCCUUCAUGGCUAUGAGGAUGGAGUGGAGGUGUGCACUCUCCCCUGCAACCACCAUUUUCAUUACCGAUGCAUCCGCAGAUGGCUGCGAAUUAAUGCAACCUGUCCUCUCUGCAAAUUCAACAUUCUUCAAGGUGAAAUGUUGGUCUGACAAAAAGGAAACUUGGAAAGGAAAAAAGGUGUACAAUGUGUAGGAACCAAUCAUUUUGAGACAAGCAGCACCAAGGAAAUCGGGAUGCUAGAUCUAAGUAUUGUCGUAAUGCAAAUUGGCUGCUGGCAAAUGUACAGAAGGAAAAAGAAGUCAUCGACUAUCUGUGUCCAACUUCUUGUUCUCGUUGUGCAGGUUCUUUUUUUUUUUUUUUUGGCAUUCUACAUGGACAAUUUAGGCCGUGGGAAGUGAAAGGUUGUUAGGUCCUGCCUCCCUCCCCUAAUAGCAAUUCUCUCUAGAAUAUAAAGCUGACCGGUAAGUUGGUUUACUUAAUAACAAUCCGUCAAGGCUUUGUCUGGUGGUUCAGGAUACAUUAAUCCUUGGAACAUAUCAGGCAAACUUGACAUACUCGACAUUGACCUGAUGAGAGUUGGCCAAAAGUGGUAAAACACAUGGAAAGAUAAAGAAACAAAUCAAAGCGGUUAAAACUUCCGUUCUGGAUGUAAGUUGACGUGGAGAAGAGUGGAAUGAACGGAAGAGUGGGAAUGAUGGGACAGAGGCGCCAUUGUCUUAACGCUGAAAAAAUGUGAAGAAGCAUUAGUACGGGUCUGACGUUGAAAGAAACCGGUGAAGGAGGAAGGCGAAAAGUAAAGGUGCAAGUCGAAGAACGAGAGAAUGGAAUGCUCGAGUGAGAGACAUUUGUUGGCUGCCGCAUAAAGUUGUACUGGCAUGGUGCAGUCAAUAGCGGUGCAUCAUGUAAGUUUGUCAAGAAUGGAGAAAGACUCUUUAUCCUCA